AUGAAAGGACGUAACAUCAAGAUAGUUUUCUUUCUGAUGGUGGUAAGAAUGAUGUACACAAAGGGGAGUUACCUGCGUGAAAAAUUUAAUUUUAAACAAGAUGAAAAAGUCGAAAUUUUGAAUGCUACUUCUUUCCUUCGAAAUAUGCUGUUUAACAAAAACUCGGGCUAUAAAGAAGCAGACGACCCUAUUUCGCGCGCUGGAUUACGGUUUGAAAUUUCAAGAUUAGAAAAGUUUGAUGAAAUUGCAGGAGACCUCCAACUUCUUUCCUCUCUUUUUAUGCUUUGGUCUGACGUCAGAUUGGCUUGGGAUCCCGAUAGUUUCUCCGUAUUUCAGGAAAAGGCUGGAUACGCUUUAAAAGUUGAUUACUUACAGAUGAAAAUAAAAGACAUCUGGACACCAGACAUAAAAUUAUUUAAUCCUCUAAAGGAAAUGGAUAUAUUCAAAGAAAAAGAAAAUGACAAGGCCACUCUUGGAUUCCCUGGUAUGCUGUUCUAUGACGGCUUACUGAAGACAGAAACCUACUGUAAACCGAACCUAAAGGACUUCCCUUUUGACGAACACGAAUGUUCCGUCCAAUUUGUUGUAACUUCUACAUUAAUUGCAAACAUAAACAAGGAAUCCCAAGUCUUCAAUGACAAUGCUAAAUGGAUGUAUUUUCAAAUGGCACCAUGUGACCUUGACCUUGCACCAAGCCGUUAUGGAGUAGAACAUAACAAUGAGCGUCGCGUUCUCGUUUUUCCUGUCAAACUUAUUCGUAGACCCUCUUUUCUCUUUGUGAAUAUCGCUGUCCCACUUUUUGUUCUUAGUAUUUUAAAUAUAGUUGUCUACUUUAUCCCAGCCGUCCCAGAAGAUAGACUGUCCUUUUGUAUUGCCCUUCUGCUAUCAUUCACAGUGUAUCUUAUCUAUGUUGCUGGACUUAUUCCUGAAACCUCGAACCCAGUUCCUCGGGUGAUCUAUUUUCUGGUGUUUCAGUUCCUGCUAAGUGCCUUCAUAACAACUUCCAGUUUUCUGACUGCGUUGCUUAACCAGCGGCACGAACAAACACCAAUACCAAUCGUAUUCCAACGAAUUAUUGAUAAAAUACAUAAAACACGUGCUCGAAAAGUUGAGAGGCAACAAGGGGAAACGAAUCAUCGGACUGAAAAUAACACAACAGUAACGAGUGGAGACCAACAUGUCGAUAACGAAGAAGUUAAAAACAAUGGUGUCUUUUACACAAAGACAACUUGGAAAAGCAUUGCGUUCCUUGUGGACAGAGUAUGUUUAACUGUAACUGUGAUCAUUCUUGUGAUAGAAGUCAUACUAUUCUCAUAUCUUGCUUCUAAAUUAUCAAACGAGGUGAAUCCUGAUUUUAAAUCUGAAAUAUGUAAAGGAAGUGGACCAAGUAAUCUGACAAAAAUUUGCUUUGAUGACAUAUCUGGUUUUUGUAUUAACCCAACUGAUAUAGCAUGA
Saccostrea cuccullata (small rock oyster) is the source of this 1455-nucleotide messenger RNA. Its product is annotated as neuronal acetylcholine receptor subunit alpha-6-like. Gene Ontology annotation, biological process: chemical synaptic transmission; regulation of membrane potential; signal transduction. Gene Ontology annotation, molecular function: transmembrane signaling receptor activity; acetylcholine-gated monoatomic cation-selective channel activity. The transcript has a single exon. Lineage: Eukaryota; Metazoa; Mollusca; Bivalvia; Ostreida; Ostreidae. The record is from RefSeq and is a predicted model, not a curated record. Gene Ontology annotation, cellular component: neuron projection; synapse; plasma membrane. The coding region runs from base 1 to 1455 and encodes 484 amino acids.